Hylaeus anthracinus is the source of this 2451-nucleotide messenger RNA. RefSeq names its product GMP synthase [glutamine-hydrolyzing] (gene bur). The coding region runs from base 185 to 2341 and encodes 718 amino acids. Gene Ontology annotation, cellular component: cytosol. The transcript has 9 exons. Gene Ontology annotation, biological process: GMP biosynthetic process. The record is from RefSeq and is a predicted model, not a curated record. Gene Ontology annotation, molecular function: GMP synthase (glutamine-hydrolyzing) activity; ATP binding; GMP synthase activity. NCBI's taxonomy places the organism in Eukaryota, Metazoa, Arthropoda, Insecta, Hymenoptera, Colletidae.
ACAGUCGCUGCAUUGUGACUAUUGCAGGCGAUUGAAUGGCUGCCUCGUCUAGAGAGUGCACAUUCUGUUUUGCUGUAAUUAAUUUUGCGUUAGUUGGUGAUUUACGCGUGAAAUAUUCUCUGCCUCGUAUAAUUUGGAUUAUUGAAAUCACCGCAAUAGUAAUAGCAAUAUACGAAAUUUUGAAAUGGAAAAGAGUGCGGAUGGGUUGUUGUUUCGCGCAGAGAGAAAUAAUGGGGCUGACGAAGGAGCAAUGGAUAUAGUAUCUGCCGAUGAAAGAGUGGCUAUUUUAGAUGCAGGUGCACAAUAUGGUAAAGUCAUAGAUCGAAAAAUUCGUGAACUAAAUGUUCACAGUGAAAUUUUACCUCUUGACACACCUGCAUUUACUCUUCAAGAGAAAGGAUACAAGGCUAUUAUCAUUUCUGGAGGGCCAAGUUCUGUAUAUGCAGAAGAUGCACCUAAAUAUGAUGCAGAUAUCUUUAGAAUAGGUGUACCAGUACUAGGUAUUUGUUAUGGGAUGCAAAUGAUGAACAAGGAAUUUGGUGGUACAGUAAUUCGAAAGGAGGGACGAGAAGACGGUCAGUUCUCAAUUGAUGUAGAUUCCAAGUGCCUAUUAUUUAAGGGCUUGGAGAAAGCACAAAUGGUACUGUUAACGCAUGGGGAUAGUAUAGGUAGGAUGGCUGAUGGUUUUCGUAUCAUUGCCACAUCACCAAACUUUAUAGCAGGAAUAGCAAGUGACAAAAUGAAUUUGUAUGGUGUACAAUUUCAUCCAGAGGUAGAUCUUACAACUAAAGGGAAAACAAUGUUGCAUAACUUUUUGUUUGGUAUUGCUGGCCUCACGGGUAAUUAUACUCUUCAUAAUCGAGAGGCACAAUGUAUUCAGUACAUCAAAGAGACUGUUGGCAACAAAAAAGUUUUGUUAUUAGUGAGCGGAGGUGUGGACUCGACGGUAUGCGCAGCAUUAUUACAUAAAGCUUUAAGCAAAGAGCAAGUCAUAGCUCUGCAUAUCAAUAACGGCUUCAUGCGGAAAGGGGAAACACAAUUCGUAGAACAAAGUUUGGCACAAUUGGGAAUAAGAUUGAAAGUAAUCAAUGCUGCUCACUACUUCAUGCAAGGAACGACGUCUGUCCCCUUGGAUAAUGUCGCUUCAGUAGCUAAUACAAAUGCUAUAAACAAUAAAGGAAUAAGCGGAACAGGAGCUAGUCCGAGAACUAGAUUAACCAAAAUGUUAUGUGCAACAAUUAAUCCAGAAGAGAAACGAAAAAUUAUAGGAGAUGUUUUUGUAAAAGUAGCAAAUGAAGCAAUGGCGGAAAUGGGUUUGAAACCAGAAGAAGUGUUUCUUGGACAAGGCACCCUUAGGCCUGAUCUUAUAGAAAGUGCGAGUACAUUAGCCAGUGGUAAAGCAGACGCGAUAAAAACACAUCACAAUGAUAGUGAACUCGUCAGAGCGUUAAGAGCACAGGGUCAAGUAGUAGAACCCUUAAAGGACUUUCACAAAGACGAAGUGAGACAAUUGGGAUGUGAUCUUGGACUGCCGCCUUCGCUUGUUGCUCGUCACCCGUUUCCUGGACCUGGGCUUGCUGUCCGCAUUCUGUGUGCAGACGAACCUUACAUGGAUAAAGAUUUCUCAGAAACGCAGGUGAUAGUCAAAAUAAUGGCGGAAUACGAGCAAAUGCUUCAAAAGAAACACGGACUGCUAAAUCGUGUAGAAAGCGCGACCAGUGAAUCCGAACGACAGCAUUUACGACGAGUUUCGAGUCAUUAUCAUAUCACUGCAACGCUAUUACCUAUACGCAGUGUAGGAGUACAGGGAGAUCGGAGAAGUUACAGCUACGUAGUAGGUUUAUCUAGCGAAGUAACCACGACGGAAGGAAUAGGGUGGGAGGAUCUAUUGUUCCUUGCAAAAUUAAUUCCGCGCGUAUGUCAUAAUGUAAAUCGUGUGUGUUACAUUUUUGGUCUUCAAUUGCAUUUUCCUGUAACGGAUAUCACACCGACUCAUCUUACGUCGAAUGUGAUAGCUACGCUCCGAGAAGCGGAUCAUGUAGCAAAUCAAAUGUUAGCUGCUAGUGGCUGUAUGGGGGCAAUCAGUCAGAUGCCAGUAGUUUUAAUUCCCUUACAUUUUAAUCGUGACGCUGCUUCUCGGAUACCUUCAUGCCAACGUUCAGUUGUUCUUAGGCCGUUCUGUACUAACGAUUUUAUGACUGGCACUCCGGCUAUACCAGGCAAGGAGUUGCCAUUGCAUGUGCUGAAGAAAAUGGUGAUCGAAAUAUCUGCAAUACCUGGUAUCUCGCGAGUUUUGUACGACUUAACAUCUAAGCCGCCGGGAACUACCGAAUGGGAGUAGUAAACGCUCAUCCCUAACUCACCCCUUUCUAUUUUUUCACCAUCCCUGCGCGUAACGAUUACAAAGUAAAAAGUAUAUUUAAAAAUAUAUAUAUAUAUAUUACAAAAAUA